Messenger RNA from Polychytrium aggregatum, 2030 nucleotides. RefSeq lists its product as uncharacterized. The record is from RefSeq and is a predicted model, not a curated record. The transcript is spliced from 3 exons. Gene Ontology annotation, molecular function: transmembrane signaling receptor activity. Lineage: Eukaryota; Fungi; Chytridiomycota; Chytridiomycetes; Polychytriales. Bases 448 to 1590 code for a protein of 380 amino acids. Gene Ontology annotation, biological process: signal transduction.
GACAGGACCAAAGGGCCAAGAAAAGCCCGAUCGCAACGCCGGCAGGACGUGCACCGCCACAUCGGCGGUGUUCAUACAUCCAGCGCAUAUCCAGCGCACAUCCAGCGCAUAUCCAGUGCAUAUCAGCAGCGAGGCCCUGUCGUCUGCGACCGCACCGCGGCGCCGUGGGUUGCUGCUGGUUGCCGAUGGAGCUGCCCGGGAUGCGCCGUGAGAAUGGGCUGCGAUAUCGGCUGCGAUAUUGGUUGCCCAUGUCGGCCGGUCGUCGGUUCUUGGGCUCGCAUCGGCGCGUCGGGGGCGGACAUCAUGUCCGGCGGCCAUCAGCCGCCAACCCCACGCUGCUCCAGCGGCCUCCCCCCCCCGGCACGGCCUGCUCCGAGGCAAACGAUCUGCAAGAGUCCCUCGUCAACGGCUCCGCAUCUUCUGCUUCCUGCCGCCAUCCGGAUCGCCAUGGCCGACGAGGACCCAUUCUACGUCUCCGUCAGAACCAACAUCGUGGCCUUCCUGUUGGGCUCGGUGCUCUAUGCCCUCUCGGUGAUCAUCCUGGUCAACUACUCUUCGCUCAAGCUGAAUCUACUGUCGCAGAUCGAGCUCUCGCAGCUCUUCAACUCACAGAUCCUGGCUGUGUCGGUCGAUUCCUCCGUCACGCUGCUGGUCUCCUCGGUUGCCUUUGCGUCGUCAUCAAGUUGCUUCGUCCUGCUGCCUGCCACAGAGCUCUAUCGAUUCACCCUUGCGCAGAGCGAGCAGCCGGGCAUGUAUCCCUUGGAUCUGGCAUGGCUCGAUUGGGAUCUUGUUUCCAGUCUGUGGAGCUACAGCUUGUGGAGUAUCCAACUCUCCAUCUACUUCUUCUGUCCCUUCGCCUACUUCUUCAACGAAUCAUUCGGACCCUGGUCGCAUCGCUUCCGAGAAACAUCCCUCCUCCUUUUCAUCUUCUGGAUAUUCCUCUACGGAUUCAUCUAUCUCGGCCAAAGCACCUUCACGUUUGUCCAGUCGUCAUACUUCAAGAGCACCGACGUACCUCUAAGCCUACUGUUGAACUCGGUGGUUUCGACUCUGGGUCUCUUGCUCGCCCUGGCUGCCCUCCCCAUCGGCAUGCUGGCCAUUCUCACAAAGCCGUUGGAUCUGCUGCUGCCUCUGGAUCAUAACAGCCGUAUGGCCGAGCGGCUGCUUGAGCUGGACUUUGCCAAGGCAUCGCUUGAGAACCGACUGCACGACCUCUCGAGCAAGCUUGAGACCCUCGACAACCCCCAGCGAACGCCGUCCCAGGCUUUAUCUGCGCUUGCUGGGGGUAGUUCGCAACGGCACAAAAGCACCACCACCACCACCACCACCAUAGCUUCUGCAAUGGCCGCUCAGCCCAAGUUCACCAUGUACUCUCGACCCACCCGGCUGCUUCGGCGUGAGAUUGUUCAAUCGUGGCGACAUAUCGAGCGGCUGGAAUCUGAGCGGCAGCAGAUCGGCCAGGAGCUCGGGCAUCUUUCGCCGUACUGGCGACUAGCCGUGGCCACGGUGCUGUUGCUGAUUGUCUGGUUCGCCUUUCUGGUGACCAUGGCGUGGAUUCAGCUUCAGUUUCUCUCCAAGCGGCCACUCUGACCGCCCGGAUAGUCUCGAUGGUCUUUGUCCUCGGUGCCGCCAUCGUGGGAAUCUCGAAGCUGGUCCCCAUGAUUCGGCUCUCCCUGGGUAUCGAGAGCAAGUCCUCAUCGAGCAUUCCAUCGUCGUCGGCCAUCAUCACGAUGUUACUGGUUUCGUCGUGCUCUCCUCCGUUGUUGCAUAUCCUUGGUGUCGCCUCGGUCGAAUACCUCGGCCCCUUUGCGCUCUAUCAGAUCAGCGACCGGCUCGUGUGGAUCUACAGUGGCAUCGUCAGCUUUGCGGGCACCAUCGUGGUGAUUUCAGGAGCCCGCAACAUCAUCGAGCGAACAGUUGGCAGGUAGUCUGCAGCAGUUUGGUCUGGGUCUCUUGCACCGGCAUUAUUGUAUUGCGGGCAUAAUCAGUUGAGGUGAAAGGCAGACGCUGCCAAGGAAAAUACAAAGGUC